Rubroshorea leprosula is the source of this 950-nucleotide messenger RNA. NCBI's taxonomy places the organism in Eukaryota, Viridiplantae, Streptophyta, Magnoliopsida, Malvales, Dipterocarpaceae. The record is from the annotation of a GenBank genome assembly.
AUAUUCAAUAUUACAAAUUCUAAAUAAAUAAAAAAUUUAAUUAUUUAAAUAAUAUGUAAGAUUAAGAUUGUCCAAACAAAAAAAGUUUCCCUAAAUCAUUUAUUUAUUUUUUUUUUUUUGCAUCAAGGUGGGCAAACCAGAUGCAAAAUCGCUUGCCACGUAGGCAUGAGACAGCCACAUUUCGCCACACGAUGCAGUCCUCGAACGGCAGUUAGCAGCACAAUCUGGCUUGGUUCUCCAACUAAGUCGGAGAAAAUCGCGCAGUAUGUUCAGCUUCGAUCAUCUGGGGAAAAAAUCAUCACAUCCAUUUUCACCAAAAUUUCAAAAACAUAAAAACUGUAGGGACAUCUGAAUGCAGAACAGCUAAAAACCGAAUGCCAGAAUCUCAGCCCCCGAAAGAUCGGUAUCGGCAACGUACAGCGCUGAAAACGCUACGGAAAAUAAGCGCAUCAGAGACUCUAAUUUAUUGCCUUCUUCUACAGGAAAAUUGUAAAUGAAAAUUUUUUUGAAGAUCCAAGAAGAGAUAGGCUCAGAGUUUAACGAUUUGAGAUUACAUCAACAAGCUCGCGUAGAGCUCUCAUAGUUUGAUGGUAUAAUAUCCGUCAUCAUAGCCGUAAAAUCAACUAUUUCUCCCACUUUUGAAUGGAAAGCGACAAAAGUAAAGAAGUUUCAGAGAUCAAAAGGAGAAAAAAUUUCCUUCAGCGUCGCCUCAGAAAAUAGAGGUUGGAGAACAGAUCAAGGAUUUUGCUUUCGCCGAUGGUACGGCCAAUUCUCGGUGAAAAUGCCAGAGAAUAACUCGUAAAAUUCAAACAUGACCAGAAUGGAAGAAGCGGCGGCGACGGUGACAGCGGCGGCAGCGGCGGCAGCGGCGGCAGCGGCGGUUGAGGAAGGAAGGAAAAGGGUUGCUAAAUGGGAGGAGGGAUGAUUGAUUAUAAAUAGCGGAGGGUGAC